Messenger RNA from Macrosiphum euphorbiae (potato aphid), 1287 nucleotides. The record is from the annotation of a GenBank genome assembly. NCBI's taxonomy places the organism in Eukaryota, Metazoa, Arthropoda, Insecta, Hemiptera, Aphididae.
AUGCACAAAACGGAAGUUGACAUUCCACCUACCAUUCGAAAACGUCUAAUUCAUCUCUUCGGACUUAUCGAAAAGGAAUUCGAGACUGUGUGCCAAGAAAAUGUUGUUCUGCAGGAAAAAGUGGAGUCACUCACUGAGAAAGUUAACGAAAAGUACUUGACGACUGAACAAUUUCAAGUAAAUUCGAAACAGAAACCGCCGACUGGUCAAAAACUUAAAACUGCAGAAAAAUUAAAAGCACAAACUAGUAAAAUUGUAUCUAGCUUUAAAAGUCCAUCAGCAGCUAAUUGUCAGUUUGUAAAAGAAUACGGCGGACACAGAGAUGGCUUGUGGGAUUUAGCGUUACCUCAUACUGGACAGCCCGUCAUUGGGACCUGUUCAGCAGAUCACACCGCAAGAAUAUGGUGUAUUGAAACUGGUACACCACUUUUACAAUACACUGGCCAUACGGGAUCUAUUAAUUCUAUAAAAUUCCAUCCCAGUAAAGAUUUAGCUCUCACAUCAAGUGGUGAUCAAACUAUUCAAAUUUGGCAGGCAGCCGUUAAUCUAGAUAAUUUAAGGGAUCGGGAAUCUGAUGACACUGAGACUGAAGAUGACCGAGUUAUUCCAAUAUUACGUACACCUUCAUGUACAUUUUUGGGACAUAAUGGGCCAGUUAUGGCCAGUGAUUGGUUACUGGGUGGUGAUCAAAUUAUUACUGCAUCAUGGGAUAGAACUGCUAAUUUAUAUGAUGUUGAAACCAGUGAACUGUUAAACUCACUAACUGGGCAUGAUGAAGAAUUAACUUAUGCUUCUUCACAUCAUUCCCAGAAGUUGGUUGUCACCGCUUCUAGAGACACAACAUUUAGAUUGUGGGAUUUUCGAGAAGCUAUAAACUCAGUUUCAGUUUUUCAAGGUCAUACAGAUACAGUGACUUGUGCAGUUUUCACAUCUGCUGGACCUGGAGGAGAAGAUAAAUUAGUAUCCGGGUCGGAUGAUCGGUCCAUAAAAGUUUGGGAAUUACGUAAUAUGCGUUCUCCAAUUACUACUAUCAGAGCUGAAUCUGGUGUAAAUCGCUUUGCUAUUGCUUCUAAUGGUGUUAUCGCUAUUCCUCAUGACAAUCGACAAGUUAUGUUGUACGACAUGACUGGACAACGAGUUAACAGAAUACCCAGAACAGCUAGAAAUAGACAUAGACGUAUGGUAACAGCUGUUGCUUGGAGUGAAGAUAAUCCAUUUGCUAAUUUAUUUUCUUGCGGAUUUGAUCGAUUAGCUCUAGGGUGGUCUGUUCAGUUAUGUAAGGACUGA